Messenger RNA from Ctenopharyngodon idella (grass carp), 2711 nucleotides. RefSeq lists its product as uncharacterized. The record is from RefSeq and is a predicted model, not a curated record. NCBI's taxonomy places the organism in Eukaryota, Metazoa, Chordata, Actinopteri, Cypriniformes, Xenocyprididae. Gene Ontology annotation, biological process: response to bacterium. The coding region runs from base 54 to 809 and encodes 251 amino acids. The transcript is spliced from 5 exons.
CUGACGUCUGUAAGACCCUCACCAGUGUCAGUUAUUCACAGUCACUCACAGAGAUGGAGAGGUCAAGAAAUGCUUUCAUCGCGUUUAUGUGUGUUUUGUUGUUCAGUCAGAACAGAAUCUAUGGAGCAGAAGUGGAGAUGAAAGUCAGACCAGGAGACAACAUCACUCUCUACUGUGAUCACUCUGUAACUCUUGGUUUCCGCUUUGUAUGGAUAAGAAACUGCUCUCAUGAAAAUCAACCCUCUCUCGAAAUAAAUUUUAGAAUAUGGGACCAGGAGAUAUUUCAGCGUUUCAGCUUUAUCUACAACCACUCCAGUAAUUCUCAUGAUCUACAUAUUACUAACAUCAGUGUCUCUGAUCUGGGACUGUAUUACUGUGCAGAAGUAGAGAAUAAGGUACAUAAAGAUGAAAAAGGCAUCAUCUCCUCAUCUGAACUGUACUAUUAUGGAAACCGAACAACUCGUCUCUCUCUUGCAGAGCAAGUAACUUCAUGUUCUGGACUGAACAUCACCUCAACUCCUCGUGUAUCAGACUGUGUUCUCUGCUGGACGCUGCUGUUCAGUGUGUGUCCGGUGUGUGUUCUCCUCUCCUCGAUCUGUCUGUUCUGCCUCUGUCAGAGGAAAACUACAGAUGCUGCGGCAGAUCAAAAAGACAAUUUGAAAGGUAGAAAUACCAUUGAGGGUGAGGAUGAAGAGGUGUGUUAUGCAUCUUUAGACGUGAAAACCAGGAGACAAAAACAACGCAAGACAAAGCGAGUGCAGUGUUCAGACUUCAGUACAUAUGCUCAGGUCAGAACAGACACGGAAUAGAACUAAAAUAGAACUGAGGUGCUUUCUGAAACUUUCCAAAUAUGAUAAAGGUCAUUAUCAUGUAACAUCACGUAAUGAUACAAGGUACUUUUGUUACAUCUCAAUGUAAAAGAUACUAAAUUCCAUACUUGGAUACUUGAUCCCACUUUAUAUAAAGUGUCUUUAACUACAGCCUAUGUACUAACAUUUAAAUUAAUAAUUUGAUACAAUGUCCUUAUUGUGUAAACACGUUUUUACAUUGUACUUAUAUUUAAAAAUACCUGCAUGUAAAUACAGCUGUAAUUAAUAUCUGUAAUUACAUCUAUAAUUAUAAUUGAUCCAUCCGUUCCACCUUAACCCACCCUUAAACCUACCCAUACCAUGAAACCUAUCGCUAAACGUACCUGAAUCCCACUUUAACAGAAGCAAAAGUGUUUUAAUACAAAUAAACAUUUACCUAACUUUAUUUUUAUUUAUUUUUAUUUUUUGGUGUAAGUACAAAGUUAAAUACACCUAAUAUAAAAAGUGACUGGAUACUUUUUUUUUUUUUUUUUUUUUAUGAGCUGUUACUCUUACUGUCACUCUUGCUGUUAUUCUGUUGUUACUCAGGUCCUCAGUGCAGUACAACGUUGUUUUCCUCUAUUGAAAGUGUUUUAGUAAAGUCUUUGUGGACACACAGUGAUGAUCUGAAUAACAGGAUGUAGAAGUAUGUUUCCUGUAUGAAGCGGUGUUUAGUUUAAGGUAUUUAUAUUUUUCUUAAACUGGAUGAUUGCAAUGUUUAUCUGACUCAAUUUUACAGUUAGUCUCAUUAAAUUUUCCCAAAAACAUACUCCAUGGCAGAUGAAGCAUAAUGUGUUUGAGUAGGUUGUGUUUGGAUAACAGUUAGCAAAAAUCAAACAGGCAAACUAUCGAUCUUAUCUUAAAACUAUCUGUCUUAUAACUGUAAAGGUAAAAGAGAAAUGCCCACUUUAGUUGCUUCUCUGUAGUAAGAUACAUUCUUGUUUUUCCUCUUGUUUUCUUAUUUUUCUUUGAACUGGUGCAUGUUAGGUCUGCCUUUUUUCUAAUUGUGCUUUUAAUUCUUUUGAACAGUUAAAAUCUAAUUGAAAUCUCAACAAAUUUAAAUAUUCAAAGCAUCAUUUACUGAAGUGCACUGUCUGUGUCUUUCUUGAGGAAGGGUCUUGCUUUGUUUCCAGUUAAAGAGAUAACAAUCUUAACCACAAAUGUUUCCAUUCAGUUUAGUGCUUGUGUGAACAUGAGACAGAAGAAAGAGGUUGGUGUGUAUAAAUGCUCAUGUGGUGAGUUUGUGGUGAAAUUGGUUUGUGUACAUGCAAUGUCAGCAAAAGCUUGAUUUACAGCGGCAGUCUUUCUUUAGACUCUCUGAUGGAUGAGGAAGUAUGACAUUUACUGCAUCUCUCAGAAUGAAGCACAAAGAGCAGGUUUCAGUUGUUUUAUUUGCUUUCAUUUUUACUUUGGCAAUGCAUCUCACAUGACCACUCAAAUGAUGUUCGGUGCCAUGCCAUUUAAUAAUAAUGUGUCAAAAGGAAUGUUUCUUUUAUCUGUACAUUUUUGUCACUGUAUAUAAUAGAUAGUGAUGUUUAUAGUAUGGCAAUGUAUAUUUUUACUUGUCCGUGAUCUGUUGUGUCUGAAAGAGACUCAUGGUGUUCAGAGCUGUCAGUGUGUUUGGUUUUAUUAGUGGCCUGAGGAGGGCAGUGUGGAUUUGCUUUUUGCAAAAUGUCUAAAACAUUUUAAAUGCUUGUUACACUCCACAUUCAUUUGACUCAUAUUUCUAAGGACAUGUUUAUGUGAAGGUCAUACAGCAAAUAAACAUGUCAUAUCAGUUCAUGUUAUGAUUCAGUUGAUUCAGUGUCCCUAACUGUGUUUGGCAAUUCAUUAAAGAUAUAUUAAAGAUAAGUGGCAAAAGAA